CUCUGAUGCCCUGCGAUGCUCACACUCAAUACUUCUGCCUCUCCACCCGUGUUCUGGGCCAAUGCCUCCGGAGGCAGUGUGCUGAGUGCUGAUGAUGCUCCGAUGCCUGUCAAAUUCCUAGCCCUGAGGCUCAUAGUUGCCCUGGCCUAUGGGCUUGUGGGGGCCGUUGGCUUGCUGGGAAAUUUGGCGGUGCUGUGGGUACUGAGUAACUGUGCCCGGAGAGCCCCUGGCCCACCUUCAGACACCUUCGUCUUCAACCUGGCUCUGGCGGACCUGGGACUGGCACUCACUCUCCCCUUUUGGGCAGCUGAGUCGGCACUGGACUUUCACUGGCCCUUCGGAGGUGCCCUCUGCAAGAUGGUUCUGACGGCCACUGUCCUCAACGUCUAUGCCAGCAUCUUCCUCAUCACAGCGCUGAGUGUUGCUCGCUACUGGGUGGUGGCCAUGGCUGCGGGGCCAGGCACCCACCUCUCACUCUUCUGGGCCCGAAUAGCCACUCUGGCAGUGUGGGUGGCGGCUGCUCUGGUGACGGUGCCCACAGCUGUCUUCGGGGUGGAGGGUGAGGUGUGUGGUGUGCGCCUUUGCCUGCUGCGUUUCCCCAGCAGGUACUGGCUGGGGGCCUACCAGCUGCAGAGGGUGGUGCUGGCUUUCAUGGUGCCCUUGGGCGUCAUCACCACCAGCUACCUGCUGCUGCUGGCCUUCCUGCAGCAGCGGCAACGGCGGCAGCAGGACAGCAGGGUCGUGGCCCGCUCUGUCCGCAUCCUGGUGGCUUCCUUCUUCCUCUGCUGGUUUCCCAACCAUGUGGUCACUCUCUGGGGUGUCCUGGUGAAGUUUGACCUAGUGCCCUGGAACAGUACUUUCUAUACUAUCCAGACAUAUGUCUUCCCUGUCACUACUUGCUUGGCACACAGCAAUAGCUGCCUCAACCCUGUGCUGUACUGUCUCCUGAGGCGGGAGCCCCGGCAGGCUCUGGCAGACACCUUCAGGGAUCUGCGGUCGAGGCUGUGGCCCCAGGGCGGAGGCUGGGUGCAACAGGUGGCCCUAAAGCAGGUAGGCAGGCGGUGGGUCGUGAGCAACCCCCCGGAGAGCUGCCCUUCUACCCUGCUCACCAACCUGGACAGAGGGACACCCGGGUAAAGGGCGCAAGCUGAACACGCUCCUCUUUCUGAGAUCCACCAAGUGUAGGAUCAUCGAGUCCUGGGGAGAAGCUGCCCUCUCUGCC
Messenger RNA from Rhinopithecus roxellana (golden snub-nosed monkey), 1222 nucleotides. RefSeq names its product relaxin family peptide/INSL5 receptor 4 (gene RXFP4). The coding region runs from base 16 to 1137 and encodes 373 amino acids. Gene Ontology annotation, molecular function: G protein-coupled receptor activity. The record is from RefSeq and is a predicted model, not a curated record. Gene Ontology annotation, cellular component: membrane. Lineage: Eukaryota; Metazoa; Chordata; Mammalia; Primates; Cercopithecidae. Gene Ontology annotation, biological process: G protein-coupled receptor signaling pathway; immune response. The transcript has a single exon.